AAGUACACGCUUCUGGCCAAACACCAAAAUAUCAAAAAAUUAGUAAAGUAAAAUGGAGCAGCAACAAACCCUUGCGCCACCGCAACCGUCACUCUCCGCCACCGUAACCACCACCGUCACCACCGCUCCACCACCAGCACCGUCCGCCACCUAUGCCGAUUCGCUCGAUUCAUCUCCGCGCUCUCGGAACACCGAUUCCUGGGGAGAAGACACCUCUCUAUAUCAAACCAACAACGGCGCCACGGCGGCGCCGCCAGCCGGCUCAACUAAGCUCCGACUGAUGUGCAGCUACGGCGGCCACAUCGUCCCUCGUCCACACGACAAAUCUCUUUGCUACGUCGGCGGCGACACUCGAAUCGUCGUCGUUGACCGCCACACCACGUUAUCUGACCUAACUCACCGCCUCUCCAAAAUCCUCCUCCGAUCGUCAUCUUCCUCAUCGAUACCGUCCGCAACGGCGUCGUUUACGCUGAAAUAUCAACUUCCGUCGGAAGAUCUCGAUUCGUUGAUCUCCGUUACGACCGAUGAAGAUCUGGAAAAUAUGAUCGAUGAAUACGAACGGCUGAAUUCGUCCGCUGACGUCAGCAAAACGGCCCGGUUACGGUUGUUUUUGUUUCCGUCGAAACCUGAAUCGGUUUCUUCGAUCGGAUCGUUGCUGGAAAACAGUACGAAAUCGGAGGAUUGGUUUCUCAACGCGUUGAACGGAACGACGUCUGGAUUUUCCGAUACGUCGUCGGUGAAUUGUUUGUUAGGUCUAGACGACGACGUUUCGGUGCCGGAGAAGAAAGAUGUGGAGCAUAAAGGUGUGAUAGGUAAGAAUCCGAAAGGUAAUACUUCUGCUCAGGAUGUUCAUUCGGUACCGGAUUUGGAGCGAACGUCGUCGUUUGGAUCGGCUUCUUCGUCUCCGUCGCUAGCUAGUUUACCGCCGAUUAGAGUGCAUGUUGAUGAUAGUCAGAAGGUUGGAGGAAUUGAGGAGCAAUUUGCUCAGAUGAGUGUGCAGCAACAGCACCAGAAGGUUCAGGAGGUUGGGGAUUAUGUUGCUGUUCCUGCUCCGGUGGUUGUUGUUAGCGGUGUGCCUGCUAGUAAUGCGCCGGCGGCGGCCGAGUAUUUGAACCAGCAGCAGAAGCAAUCUGCUGGUUUUGAUUUGGCUUCCACGGAUUCGGUUUCGAGUGAUGGUAGACAAAAACCGGCUAUGAUUUAUCAGGACCAGUUGUUAAAUAUCCAAUCUUCGAACAACAAUCGUGCUUCUGAUCUGAGUAAUAAUGUUCCUGAUCAGAACGCUAGAAUUCAGAUGCAACAACAACAGAUUCCAGAUUCUGCUUACGUAAUGUCGAUGUCGAAUCCCCAAGCUGAUCCACAACACCCUCAAAUGCACCACCAGCAACCACAGUUCAUUCACACCGCGGUUCCACAACCGCAGUACAUCCACCACCACCCGUCCGGGGCGGUUCCCAUGGCAUCUUACUACCAGAUGUACCCGUCUCAGAACCAACAGGUCCAACACCACCCUCACCAUCAACCCCUUGACCAGCAGAAUUUCGUGUAUUACAUGCCCACGAGGCAGGCUGCUCCCCAUGGCUACAACAUGCAAAUGCAGCACCACGCUACCGGUUACGCGGACAUAACCUCUGCAGCUGCUAACCAGAAUUCACAUACUCAAGCACCGCCUUCUGCGUAUUCCACUGCACGGGCCCCUCAAACUGCUCCUAAAAGUGAGAUACCUGCUGGAGUUUAUGGAACAACGAACACUGCUGGUUCUCAAUUUGUUCAAGUUCCGUCCAGUCAACAUCAGCCUCAACCGCAGUAUGUUGGGUAUUCACAGGUACACCACCCACCUCAAUCUGUUGCUAGUUCUGCUUCUGGUGGUGGGCCCGGGGCUAACUAUGGAUAUGAGUUCGCUGAUCCUUCACAAGGACAGCCUAUAUACUAUGCAGCUCAGCCGUUGCCACCUCAAUCGGCUGCGCAGUAUCAAACAGUGACUGCUGAAUCGGGUUCGUAUCUUCCUCAAGACAAUAGUACAAAGCAGCAACAAGGGAGAACUCAACAACAGCCUUGAGGGGUUAGAUUCUGGUAAGUUUUGCGGCAAAAUUGGUUUUGUUUUUAUUUGUGUUCAUGGUCAUCUACAUUCUACUGUCAUCUUUUUAUUUGUGUUGGUUGCUGGUAUGUGUUUAUGUGAUUAGAUAAUAAGAACAAGUCUAAAACGAUUUUUCUUUUUUCUUUUACGUUGGGUAUUCUUCUGUUGAAUGACUUCUAUCUUCUAUUGUUACUGCUAAGUGGAAAUAAAUUGUGGAUUAUUGUAAUUAUACUUCAAA
This is a messenger RNA of Helianthus annuus (common sunflower), 2312 nucleotides long. Its product is annotated as RNA polymerase II degradation factor 1. The coding region runs from base 53 to 2056 and encodes 667 amino acids. NCBI's taxonomy places the organism in Eukaryota, Viridiplantae, Streptophyta, Magnoliopsida, Asterales, Asteraceae. Gene Ontology annotation, molecular function: protein binding. The transcript is spliced from 2 exons. The record is from RefSeq and is a predicted model, not a curated record.